AUGAAGACGAGAACUUUGGUCAUUUUCUUCUUCUUGAUUAUUGGUCUAGCUUCUGAGUUGAGUGUGGUUAAACCGUUUGCAGAGGCCAGGGAUUGUCGAUCACAAAGCCAUGGAUUCCAUGGGGUAUGUCUAAGCGACCAUAACUGCGGUCAAGUGUGUCGCAACGAGGGUUUCACCGGUGGUGAUUGUGCUGGCUUUCGCCUCCGUUGCUUCUGCACUCGCACUUGCUAGCUAGUAAA
Impatiens glandulifera is the source of this 239-nucleotide messenger RNA. Its product is annotated as defensin-like protein 1. The transcript is spliced from 2 exons. The record is from RefSeq and is a predicted model, not a curated record. Bases 1 to 231 code for a protein of 76 amino acids. NCBI's taxonomy places the organism in Eukaryota, Viridiplantae, Streptophyta, Magnoliopsida, Ericales, Balsaminaceae. Gene Ontology annotation, biological process: defense response.